Molecule: messenger RNA, 1829 nt
Organism: Temnothorax curvispinosus
Lineage: Eukaryota; Metazoa; Arthropoda; Insecta; Hymenoptera; Formicidae
Exons: 1
Coding region: 1-1353 (450 amino acids)
Biological process (GO): regulation of DNA-templated transcription
Cellular component (GO): nucleus
Source: RefSeq, a predicted model, not a curated record
AUGACAAUGGAAGAUCGCACGGGUGGCAUCGACCGCGCCACCCCCGCGACCUCGACGCCGGCCACGACGGCAUUAACGUCGGCGUGCCCCGCGUCCAUCAGCGACGUCACGCCCGACGCUUCGUACCCCCUUCAACGAGCUAGCAAGCGCUCCUUCGAUGUCGCUUUCCUCGUAGCGCCCGAUGAGAACCUGGCGCGUCGUCAGCACGAAAAACUGCGAUUGAUAACCGGACGGAAGGACCGUUCGCGAGACGACAUCUCCGUGGACAACGUUUUGGACACUGACAGGCUGCCGCAAAACCUCACUAUCAAACACUACGACAACGAGUCUGGCGGUGGUUCAGACAGAAGAAGAUUGCUGCAAUGCACGGAGAACUCACUCAGUCCACCAUACGUAUCACCCAGAACCUUAACGCCAACCUUGCCAGGGCUUUCGCCAGAUUCUGACAGGAGGAGAUACGCGCCGACCGGCGGUCGGCUUCAGAAGACCCCGAGUCCGCCUACCUUCAUCGGCCAUCAUCAGUCUAUGCUGACCUGUCCGGAUUCGACAGAUUCUUCGAUCUUGGCCUGCCCGAAGGUUUACGAGACUGGUAUCUCCUGCGCGACCGAUCGCCACGGGGAAUCCCGCAGUGCCUUCACGAAGGUAAAUCUGAUCGGGCAGCGGAACGGCUUCAACGACGACGGCCAAGCAUCGCCGAGGUCAUCGAUAUCGCCGGAUGAUCGCGCGAGUUAUCAGAGCAGCGUCAGUCCGCCGGUGGUGUCGUUGCCCGGUGCGACGAGCUACAAGUAUGCGCCGUUUCCUACCAAGAUGGCGUACCCUUUUCUGACCAUGGGAGCAGAGGCCGGUCAGACGGGGCUGUUGGAGAACUUGAAAAUCCCGCAGAUCGCUCAGCCGCCUAAGGUGCCCAGUCCGAAGAUGCCCGCUUUUCGACCGGAUCUUCCGCCAGUUUAUCCCAAUCUUCCCUACAACCCCAUCUCCGUAUUCCCACCGAUGGCGGACGCUCUCGCCAGGCCGAGAUUCCUGGCUACGGCCGCCGGGGUGGCCGGCCUCUUGCCGCCGUCGUUUGCCGCUCUGACUUUACCGGCGCAGAACGUCUGCGCCAAGUGCAACCUGUCGUUCCGUAUGACUUCCGACCUGGUCUACCACAUGCGCUCUCACCACAAGAGUGAGAGUGCGGGCGAGGCGGCAAGGAGGAGGAGGGAGGAAAAACUCAGGUGUCCCGUCUGUGAUGAGAGCUUCCGUGAGAGGCACCAUCUCACUAGACAUAUGACCGCCCAUCAAGAUAAGGAGAGCGACGGCAUUGUUGACCAGGUCGAAAUCAAGAGGAGGACUACUACUGUUCACAGUAAGUGACGACGAAAAAUGCCGAUCGAAGCCGAUAUUCUAACGGCUGGCUAUUCCUUUGAGAACUGAAUUGGUGCGCAAUGAGACGUAGCAGAUUAUGGAAUUUGUGAUAACGGUGAAAUUGUUGUCCAUUUAUAUCUUAUUAAAUUGAGAGAGAAACUGAGACAUUACUUCUUGCAAAAAAAAAAAAAUGUUCGAGCUAUCAGAAAUAUAUAAAUUUAAUAUUAUCAUAUUCUCAGUAAUUUUGGUUAAACAAAUUUUCCACAUCUUUUUCAUCGUGAAUAUAUGUAAUGUGCAGAUUUACAGAGGCAUUUUUUAUUUAAUAAGUAUUUGUUUGCUAAUUUAGAAUCGAUUUUUUCUUAACAAAAAUAUCGAUCGAUUAAGUUUUUAAGCUAUGAGCGAUUGAAAACGAAGACUUUCCCGGGAAUUAAAUUUCAGGAAUGCAAGUAUAUGAAUAAUUUUGUUUUUUAUUUAAUUUGAAUAGA